CUGCCCCCAGUUUGCUCAGCAAUGCACAUCUGGACUUAGGAAAAUUUUUAGUGCGUCCAUUUUUAAACUCUGGGCAUCAAUAUAUUUGAAAACAACUAACUGAUCUACAACCUACAAAAACUACUUUAUUAGACCAAUUCCAAACUGGAGGCAGAGCAGGAGAAAACUUCAGCAAGAGGAGCAUCCCAGUCUAAGACAUCAGCAAAAUCCCGUAUCCAACGUGAGAUCUUCGAAGUUUGCCAAGUGAACAUUUGUGAAGGCUGGACAUGGUGAUUCUCUUCCUCUUAGCAGCUUUGCUGCAAGAACCAGUCUCAAGCACCUUGUACGGCUUCAGGUUUUUGACAGGCAAGGUUGGAGGAUCAGUCACCCAUCAGUGCUUCUACUCCAUCACGCCAGCCAACAAACACGACCGAAAAUAUUGGUGCAAAAUAGCAGGAAGCGGAGUUUGCCACACUGUCAUUUCUACAACCGGCUACAUCUCGAAGCAACAUGUGGGGCGAGUGUCCCUUGAGGACAUUCCCCAGAACGGUACCUUCACCGUGACCAUGACAGAGCUGGAGAAGAAUGACACGGGGACCUACCGAUGUGGCAUCGGCACCACCAACAGGGACCUGUUUGUCAGCCUGAACCUGACGGUGCUGGCAGAUGCUGCUGCGUUGGGGCCGACUGAGCUUGUCUGGGGGGAGCUCCACGGAUCUGUCACAGUCCUGUGCCCACCCGGGGACACUCGAGGUGGUGAGAAGAGGUUCUGGUGCAAACUGGGGAGAAAUGGCUGUGCUCUCAUAGCCAACACCGGUGGCUAUGUGGGAAAGAGUUACCAAGGAAGAAUCUUUAUCACCCCUCAGGAGAGCUCUGGAGUUUUCAAAAUCUUGAUAAAUGACUUAAAAAAGGAAGACUCGGGGUUGUACAUGUGCGGGACAGGAAAGCUGAGCGGUGGGGACAGCCUGCAGGCGGUGGCUCUGCAGGUGACCAAAGCCUCCACCCUUCCCAAGAGACCCAAACUUCUGAGCGGCACAGUGGGAGGCUCGCUGUCCUUAAAGUGCCACUAUGAUCCCCAGGGGAACUACGAGCAGAAGUAUUUGUGCAGGUGGAAGGAGGCUUCCUGCGCCCUGCUCGUGGAUGCAGACGGGUUUGUGCACGAGUCCUACAAAGGGCGAAUACAAAUAACCAGCGGUGCCCAGGAAAAUGGGACUUACACGGUGGUGAUGAGCCACCUGAGAGAGGAGGAUGCAGGAUGGUACUGGUGUGGGGCCAAAAAUGGGCACACAGAGCACACCUCCUCUGUCAAGCUGCUCAUCCAGAAGGAAUCCUGCUCUUUGCAAGACCCAGAAACAUCUACUCUGGUGAAACGCACUUUAUCAAUUCCUGCCGCCUACGGGAUGCUCACGCAGAGGAGCAUCACGGGCCUGACGUACACGGUGGGCACUGUCACUGAGAACAGCAUCACGGGCCUGAUGUACGUGACAGGUACCAGCACCGAGAGCAGCAGCAUCCCGCUAUCUGAUGACGACCCUGACACCUUUGUAACCAAGAGCACCAGCAUCCUGCUGCCCACUGACCACCCUGGCACCUUUGUAACCGAGAGCACCAGCAUCCUGCUGCCCACUGACCACCCUGGCACCUUUGUAACCGAGAGCACCAGCAUCCUGCUGCCCACUGACCACCCUGGCACCUUUGUAACCGAGAGCACCAGCAUCCUGCUGCCCACUGACCACCCUGGCACCUUUGUAACCGAGAGCACCAGCAUCCUGCUGCCCACUGACCACCCUGUCACCUUUGUAACCGAGAGCACCAGCAUCCUGCUGCCCACUGACCACCCUGGCACCUUUGUAACCGAGAGCACCAGCAUCCUGCUGUCCAAUGACCCCCCCAACACCUUUGUAACCAGGACCAUCAGCACCCCAUUGUCCCCUAACCCCCUUGGCACCUUUGUAACCUCACCAGGUGAAAACUAUGAGAGCUCAUCGAGUGAAUCACAUCUGCUCCCAGUCGUGUUACCAGCUCUCAUUUUACUGAUUUUCAUCACUGUCACUAUUCUUGUCCUGAUCAAAAUAAAGCUUCAAAAGGAGAUGGGAGGAGAAAGAAGUGCCAUGGGAGACUUGGAAGCAGCUCCGAUUCGGUCUGAUCCAAACCCUGUGAAAGAGCAAAUGAUGGAGGAAACCCCGAGGCCAGAAAAAGUGCAGGAGUGCAGGACCGAAUCUGGCAAAUGUAGGAUAAUCUAUGCUAUCCUUGGAAGAUUCAGGAUGAUCGACUUAUAUGUAAGAGUCUAUGUCUUCUGGCAAAAUAUAAGAACAGUGGGCCUGUCUUGGAGUACCAAAGCUCUUCAGAGAGAAACUGUUGUAGAAAACAGCUGAGCAAAUAUUUUAAAGUAUAUCCAAUUUGUGGAAAUUCAUAUCAGUGAAAAGCACUCUUCUCCAUUAAAAAAAAAAUCAAAUGGUGGAAUAGCAUUCAAAAAAUCGGUGAUGGCAUUUCAUAGUCUCAUUACAAUGCACGUAGAUCCAAGCUCUCUGGUCGUAUAAGCAGGUGAUAAUAUUUUGAAGCCAGAUCGUUGCAGAAGGAAAUAAGUGAUCGUGAGGAUUUGGACCCUCUGGAACGAGCUGCCACCUCUGUGCACGCUACUGCAUGUACAUUUGUGUUUCUUUCCCUAUUUGAAACACCCAUUGACUUGACCAGAAGAAGAAUACAGAUAUACAGAUAUCCCGUUUUUCAAAGCUAUUCACAGAAUAUACCGUAGAUGUCAAAAGAAGUCUAGAGAAUGGCUUAAAAACCAAGGCAGAUAAGGUUGAAAUUUAGAAUAUUUUGCGGAGAGUAAUUCAACUCACUAAAACUGUACAAGUUUCCUUGCUGAAGCUGUAUGAAGGGUUCAUGCAGUCCUAAAUGCAAAGAAUGAAAAGGAAGAAGUACACCCCCAAAAAACCUUGAAAAUAAAGAAUAAACAAUCUGUGAAACCCUUCUAAAAACGAGAAUGAAAACCAGAAGUUGUUAAUUGUGUCUUUUGUUUCUAGGUGUCUGGUUUGGGGUGAAGCCCAAGGUAACUCACCUGCUGAGCGGGAUGUUGAUUCCAAGAACUCCCCUCCGACUCACAUUUUUCUAGUUUUCUCUUCUCAGGGCUCCCUGAAAUAUCAGACCCAUUUAAAAUAUGAAGUUUGGCAUAAACCCAGAAACACCCAUGAAAUCACUUAUAAAAAUAUUAUAGAGAAGCAAUGCCAGAUCGCUGCUUUUCUUUAUUUCUGAUUGCUUGUUCGGAGCUUUUGGAUUUGGUGUUGUUUGUUUGAUCGAUUUUUUUGAAUUAUUAUUUUUUACAGCAAUCCUACAGGGAAAAGAACACUUUUCAAGGCAACUGAUGAAGACUUGAGGCAGAACCCCCUUCCAUCAAAGCCCCCAUAUACAUGAGCUCGAAUAUUUCCCUACGGAAAGCUGACGCACGGCUAUAAACCGCGAAGCGCCCGGCGCCGCUUGCUGCUCUGCUCAGGAGCCGAGAGCCGAAUCCCUGCAGGCUGCUCAAAUGCCACUUGCUACAUCAUUUGUAGA
This is a messenger RNA of Columba livia (rock pigeon), 3531 nucleotides long. RefSeq names its product polymeric immunoglobulin receptor-like. The transcript is spliced from 9 exons. Lineage: Eukaryota; Metazoa; Chordata; Aves; Columbiformes; Columbidae. The coding region runs from base 267 to 2354 and encodes 695 amino acids. The record is from RefSeq and is a predicted model, not a curated record. Gene Ontology annotation, cellular component: plasma membrane. Gene Ontology annotation, molecular function: transmembrane signaling receptor activity.